UGCUCUGAGGACGUGUGGAUGUGCUGUGCGGUCCGCCGUGUCUCCGUGGCGCAGGACAGGACCGUCGCCACGCCUUCAGGGACGCACUUUUUCACGGCGUCAGCUCUCAGUCAGUGACCGCUGUUCCCCGGUGGAAAGCUGUCAAGAGCCAGGACAUUUAUCUACUAUCAACAGACAUUUACCCACUUACACUAAUCAGACUGGAGUCUACUUCUCCCACUGAUGCCGGUUUAACAGGCUGUUUUGUAAGCGCUUACAUUUUGGAAUAUCUGGAGGCAGUUUUAUUGAUUUGACAUCGGAUACAAGUCGGAUCAAGGAUGGGGAUCAAAGUAUAGUGCUGACAGGAAUGCCCCAGACUGUGUGCUCAGGCACCAUGUUCACCACUCCCAGUGGCUUCAGCCCCCAUCUGGCCUGUGAUGAUCCUGGGGAGGAGGAGGCCCCUCAGGAGGGCCCGGAGCCCGGUGCUUGCCUGGCCGAUGGGCCCCCGAUCACCUCCGCCUCCCUGGACACGUUGAUCCAAAACCUGGUGCCCACUGCCGAUUACUACCCCGAGAAAGCCUAUGUGUUUACCUUCUUGCUGAGCGCUCGCCUAUUCAUCUCUCCUCCGGAGCUGCUGUCCAGGGUGUGUGAGCUGUGCAUCAAGCAGCAGCAGCUGGAUCAGAGUCCACUCGAUACGCCGAAAGUGCGUAAGUUUGGGCCAAAGAUCCUGCAGCUGCUGACGGAGUGGACGGAGACUUUCCCGUCUGACUUCCGAGAGGAGAAGAUGGUCGGACACUUUAAAGACAUCAUCCACAGGAUAGCUCCGUGUGAUGAGGCGUACUGGAAAACCCUGAACCAGGUGCUGCAGAAGCUCAGCCAGCGAUUGGCCCAGCUGAGCCAGGGGGAAGAGAGCAUCGUCAAGGUCUCCCUCAACGCCUCGUCCAUCUCUGACAAGCUGGUGGCCUUCAAAAGCAAGCCUCCGCCCAUCCAGAAGGACAUGCUCUCCAUCUGCAACGAUCCAUACACACUGGCACAGCAGCUCACCCACGUGGAGCUGGAACAUUUGAGGCACAUUGGGCCGGAAGAGUUUGUCCAAGCCUUUGUUCAGAAAGACCCGCUCGAUGGAACCCAGCCGUGCUUCGGUGACCAGAAGAAGAAAACCUCCAACCUGGAGGCUUAUGUCAGGUGGUUCAACAGACUGUGUUACCUGGUGGCUACUGAGAUCUGCAUGCCAGCGAAGAAGAAGCAGAGGGCCCAGGUGAUAGAGUUCUUCAUUGAUGUUGCCAGGGAGUGUUUCAACAUUGGAAACUUUAACUCCCUAAUGGCCAUCAUCUCCGGCAUGAACAUGAGUCCUGUGUCACGGCUGAAGAAGACUUGGAGCAAAGCCAAGACUGCCAAGUUCUUCAUUCUCGAGCACCAGAUGGAUCCUACCGGAAACUUUUACAACUACAGGACAGCCCUGAGGGGGGCCGCCCACCGCUCUCGCACUGCCAACAGCAACAGAGAGAGGAUUGUGAUUCCCUUCUUCAGUCUGCUGAUCAAAGACAUUUACUUCCUGAAUGAAGGAUGUGCUAAUCGGUUGCCCAACGGCCACGUCAACUUUGAGAAAUUUGUGGAGUUGGCACGGCAGGUGGGGGAGUUCAUGACAUGGAAAAAGGUGGAGUGUCCAUUCGAGCAGGAUCGGGCCAUCCUACACUACCUCCACACUGCCCCCAUCUUCAGCGAGGACGGUCUUUACCUUGCAUCCUAUGAGAGUGAGAGUCCAGAGAACCAGGUAGAGAAGGACAGAUGGAAAGCACUCAGGUCUAACGUUCUGGCAAAGACAUGAGGUGCUAACGGCAGCCGACCCUCCCACCAGCGAGGGGGGGAGCAUGUGUUCUCAUUGCACUAAAAUGAACUGUGAAGGAGCCUAGCUGGUACUUAGGUGUUUUUCUAUGAAGAAAUGGUUUUUAAAUAAAACGUGAUGAACAGGAUUCAUCAAGAAGAGUGUAAAAAAAACAAAAGAACAAAUCACAGAAAAGUGAAUUGAACAAAUUAAGCUAUAGAAACUGGAGCAAAAUGCCUUUGCAGUAUUUUAAAUAUCUGUGAUGAGGUACGGUAUGUUGGAGAAGGAUACACCUCUCCUUUCCUCAAUGUGUGUUUACUCUGUAAAGAUAUGUUUACUACUAUAGAGAGUACAGUUACAGGGAAAACCACUUUAUAAAAUGAAUUCCUACUGAUUGUUGUUUUUGUAUUUGCUCCUCUUCUGUUUUCUCUCUUCUCUUUCCCUUUGGCCUAAAAGCCUUGUCUAGGUAUUUGAUUUUUCCUUUACUUGUGAUGUACUGUGUUGAAACUUACAAUGAUGUGAAGGGCGCUGGCUAGCCCGUAUCAGCUGUCUAAUUUUAUAGGUCUACUGAAGGAAUGGCUAGUGACUGUGUGCACCUGGGAGGACAGAGAGGACAUGCCUUGAGCAUUUCACCAGUUCAUCUCAAGUGUGCUUGUAUGUGUGCGAGUGCGUUUGAGAUCCAGAUGUUCAUGAAUUCACGUCCGUUCAGAUUGUCACUGUCUUGUUUUGCAUGAGAAUGACCGGAGAAGCCAGUUUAUAAGUCAUCUCUACUUGUAUUUUAAUUUAUUGUAUCUUAUUUUGGGCGGGUAAUAUGAACUGUUUGAAAAGUGUUUACUACUUUGAAAUGUAUCGUGCCAGUUAUGCGAGACAACUACAGUAUAGUUACAACAGGAGCUAGGCCAGGUGUAGAUUGUGUACAGGUUAAAUUAAUUCCUCAUCUUUCUGCUCUUCAGGAAGUUUUCUCUGACUGACGUUCAGUUGUCUGAUAUAUUUAUGGAGAUUUAUGUGCUGACAGAUGUAUAGUUUUUAUUGUAACUUUCCUUUACUGAACAUGAAGUCAAAUAGCAUGCUACCACAGGUGUCUAUCUGCCUAUAGAGUGAAGAGGGAAACUUGUGCCAUAUUUUGUCAUAACAAUUCAGGUUCCUCUGACUUGAAAUGUAUGGUUUAUCAUUUUGUGAAAUUGUCACUGAGCUUUGUUUUUUGGCAGUUUUGUUGUGAUUUUGGAGACAUUUUUGAGGUUGCGGGAGGAGAGGGUUAUAGGGAAUUAUGUAAUUAUAAGCUUUUUAAAAACAGUCGUAUUCAGUUUGCUAUAAUUGAUUGAUGUCAGUGUUUUCUCUUUAGAAGCACCUUUCCCCCUCUCUGACUGACUUUAAUUCUCCCUCCUCCAUUUGUCAUCAAUAAACUUGCUUUCCCUGUAACACCUUCCCCAGAUAAGUUAAGACAAUAGAAAGCCAGGAUGUAUGUGCAGUCAAACCCUCCGUUAAGAGCGAAGACGUGUUUUAAUAAAACAUCGCCUGUGUUCAACAUGUGUUUUCAAUGACAAUCACAUUAAAUCAGAUAUUUUUAAAGGUGUCAUCGCACUGCCAAGUCUAUCUUUGAAGUGUUUGCUUUCAAACAUACAUUGCUGUGUGCAGCUCAAGGAGUGGAGUGCAUUUAGUGGUUAUUGAAGCCAAGCAGACACUUGCUUGGCUCCAACUUUACUGCAUCAUUUGUGACUGGUUCCUACAAAGCCUUUAAUAAAAGUAAACCUCGCUUCGA
Messenger RNA from Notothenia coriiceps (black rockcod), 3563 nucleotides. RefSeq names its product ras-GEF domain-containing family member 1C. Gene Ontology annotation, cellular component: plasma membrane. Lineage: Eukaryota; Metazoa; Chordata; Actinopteri; Perciformes; Nototheniidae. The record is from RefSeq and is a predicted model, not a curated record. Bases 347 to 1807 code for a protein of 486 amino acids. Gene Ontology annotation, molecular function: guanyl-nucleotide exchange factor activity. Gene Ontology annotation, biological process: Ras protein signal transduction. The transcript has 14 exons.